AUGCACACAGAAAGUGGAGGAUCUCUGCCUGAUGUCACCAUCUGUGCUGAGCCAGGUCCUGUGAUCUUUCAAGGGAGUUUUGUAACUGUUGUGUGCUCAAAGUCUGGUGACUAUGACACAGUCCGCCUGGAGAAGGAUGGCAGUAUCUUUAUGGAAAAGGACUCUGAGCCAUCUAUGAGAGAGGAUAGAUUCCAUAUUGGGCCAGUGAAUAAAACCAUCACCGGACAUUAUCACUGUUUUUAUAGGAAAGGGAACACCUGGUCCAAUCGCAGUGAGAAGCUGGAGCUAAAGGUGAUCAAAGAACAUGUCACCCAGGUUCCUGCCCCAGGUCCAACAAUGACCUCAGGCACUGUUAUCAAAGUUUACACCCUGGAGAUUUCAGUCCGGAUGGGUGUGGCAGGGCUCGUUCUUCUGAUUCUGCUGGUAAUAUUGACUGAGGCCUGUUGUAACCAUGAGGAGCACCACAGGUUGAAAUGCCAAAACACAGUGAACAGAUAAUCUGGAAGAAUUGACCUUGGAGAAAACUCCAUCUUCAGAGAUACCUCCUGAUGGAUGUAGAAUAUAUUCAGGGUUUAGGUCUUUUAUUUGGGUGGGGGGGGGCUACUUGGAAAAACAGCUGAACCUCAGUAGGCAAAGAACAUAUCACAGAUACUAGGAGCUCCUUAUGUGCAUUGAAACCUUAAAUAAAUUCACAGAUAGCAUAUGA
Molecule: messenger RNA, 706 nt
Organism: Grammomys surdaster
Lineage: Eukaryota; Metazoa; Chordata; Mammalia; Rodentia; Muridae
Product: leukocyte-associated immunoglobulin-like receptor 1
Exons: 3
Coding region: 1-498 (165 amino acids)
Source: RefSeq, a predicted model, not a curated record